Drosophila grimshawi is the source of this 1784-nucleotide messenger RNA. Its product is annotated as kinesin-related protein 4. The transcript has 3 exons. Gene Ontology annotation, biological process: regulation of cilium movement; axonemal dynein complex assembly; cilium-dependent cell motility. The record is from RefSeq and is a predicted model, not a curated record. Gene Ontology annotation, cellular component: axonemal dynein complex; axoneme. Bases 74 to 1669 code for a protein of 531 amino acids. NCBI's taxonomy places the organism in Eukaryota, Metazoa, Arthropoda, Insecta, Diptera, Drosophilidae.
UCAAACGUUAAGCACAGUCUGAGUGCAAAAAAUAACACUUUCUGUUCACAAAUUGAAAUUUAACUCAAACAAAAUGUCGGUGAGGGAUCCACACAUUGACAUGCCGGAGAUACGCAUAACGCGUAUUUCGGACAAUUAUUUACAAUAUGCCGCCAAUGAGGAGAACGAACAGAAGCCACGCCCACCCACCAGGGCACAGAAGAAGGCGGCGCGCAAGGAAGCCAAGCGUCUGCAGAAAGUUGAAGAACAGAAGCUGGUCAUGCGCCAUGCCCUGGAAGUGGAGCUGGAGCUGGGCAAGCGCAUGGAGCAGCGUGGCAAGGAGGAAUGGGACGAAAUGGCAUCACAGAUCAAAAUUGUUGAGUUGCGCGACGAGAUGAUCCAGUGGGGGGAACAAUCUCAGCGCAUCAUCGACAAUAAGAACGAUCGCAUCCAGAUGCUGCUGGAUGAUAUGGCGCAGACGCAUCGCCAGCAGUCGCGCAGCUUUGGCAAAACGCUGGAGCUGAUCGAUCACAUUGACGACUGCUAUCAGGCGAUGCUCGAGGGGACUAAAAAUAUGUACGAGCAGCAGGCGGAGGAUCUGCUCAAGGAGUACUACGACGAGGUGCAUCUGCGCACCGAGGAGGUGGACGCAAUGCGGCAGAACAGCGAGAACAUUAUCCAUGCCUCCAAUCUGAACACACGCCAUCAACUGCAGGAGGACUACAAGAUCUAUCUGGAGCAGCGAGACGAUAAUGUCAAUCGCGAGAUCGAGCGUCGUUUCGAGAUACGCGAUCAGGUUGUCAAUAAAAUGCUGGAGAUGCAACGUCAACUAAACGAUUUCGUCGAUUCGCUUCACAACACUGAAUUGGAUGCACACAAAUAUGAGAGAAUUCGCUCGCUAACCGAACGCCAGCAGGCCUUCUUCGAGGAGAGCAAAAAAUUGGAUGCCGAGGAAUCGAAGAUGAUAAACAAACAGAAUGAAAUCCAAACUGAAAUGCUGCAAGUCGAAACCGAGAACAAUUCGGUGAUCAAUGAUCUCCGCCUGGAAUUCGAGUAUUUUUCGAAUGUGCGCAAGAAGAUCGAGGAACGGAUGCACUCCGAUCGCACAACCACACACGAAAAACUGCGCAUCCUCAGCACGGAGUGUUACGAGUUGACCAAGAAAUUCGAGAAAAUCGUCAAGAGCGGUGAACUGCUCCUGGCACUAUCCAUCACAUGUCGCAAAUUGCAAACCGAGUCCGAGAAGAUCAUUGUGGGCGGUGAGAUUGUGGAGCCCAUCGAUGUUGGUGAAGUGGAUGAGCAUUUCACGCUGCAAACGCUGGACAUUAAGAAGCAUGUGGAUAUCAGCGAAGAAGAUCUGGUCAAUCUGAAUAAAAGCCUGAAGAACUUUUGGCGCCAGCAGGCCAUGGCUCAGGCCCAGAACCUGCUGUUGCUGGAGGAGAAGCGUUCGUUGACCGAGGAGAAUCAACGUUAUAUCGAUUUCAUCAAAUCUAUGAGCAAGACGGACAAUGCCGAGGAGUUGCGCUCUGCAAUGAUUGUGCAGCCCGUCAUCGAGAAGGUUCCACUGCUCUUCGAUACCAAAUGUCGUUUCUACAAGCUCCGCAAUACCAGGGAGUCUAUAACAGCUGACAAGGAUGCCAAAAAGCAGGCAAUGCUUACCAUUAAAGCUCUCACCUUGGACAAUCUGUAAACGGAUUCUAAAUUCUUUAAUUGCUCCAUUUAAAAGACAUAUUAGUUCUGUGAGUUCUUAAAGUUUAUAGCUAUUUAUUAGCUGACAAUAUCAUAUUAAAUAACAAGCAACUAGU